AUGCCAUCUCCCAGUGACUCCAGCCAUUCCCUGACUGGCCGCUCCUCCCGCAGCCUCACCCAUCUCCGAGUGCAGAGGACCUGGCUGCAGAUCCUGCUGGUGCUGGGCUUCAUUCAGGUCAUCCUGGGCAUCCUCGUCAUCACCUUCAGCCUUGUGGCAGCUACCAUCACGCCCUCCACCAAGGUCCGGCACUCCUGCCCCUCCUGGGCCGGCUUCUUGCUGGCGCUGUCCGGGCUCGUCGGCAUUGUCUCCUGGAAGCGGCCCUUCACCCUGGUGAUCACCUUCUUCACGCUGCUCUCCGUGCUGGGCAUCAUGCUGAGCCUCGCUGGCUCCAUCCUCUCCUGCCAGAACGCUCAGCUGGUGAAGUCCUUGGAGGCCUGCACUAGGGAGAAGGACUCCUGUGUCUGCUGCCAGGCCCUCUCUGAGUACCCAUCCAUGGGCCCCGCCUGCAGCAGGCAGGGCGAGACACUAACCAUGUUCCCCAACCCUGACUGCCGGAGCGUCCGCAUGGCUCUGAAGGAUCUUCUAUUCAGUGUUUGUGGCCUAACCAUCUUCUCCACCAUUGUCUGCACGCUCUCAGCUGUCAUGUGCUGCAUUCAGAUCUUCUCCCUGGACAUUAUCCAUGUGCUGGCCCCACAGCGCUCCAGUUCGGUGACCCUGGAGUGCACAUCGCCCCCAGACCCCUUCCUGCAGAACAUGAUGGACUUUGAGGAGUUUGUGCCCCCGGUACCGCCGCCCCCGUACUAUCCGCCGGAGUACACCUGCAGCUCCGAGACCGACGCCCAGAGCAUCACCUAUAACGGCUCCAUGGACAGCCCCGUGCCUCUCUACCCCACCGACUUCCCCCCAUCCUAUGAGACUGUCAUGGGACUCCGGGCAGUCAGCCAGGCCACGCUGUUUGAUUCGCAGCUCACGGAUCCGUUGCACGGCUGCACCUGCGACCACGUCCCCUCCAUCGUGCUCAGUGGGGAAGUGUCCAUGGACAGUGGCUCCCUGGUCAUGUCCGAGAUCAUCGACAUCCCCGGUGACAGCAGCCCCUCGGAGGACUCCUGCCUGCUGGAGCUGCAGGGCUCCAUGCGCUCGGUGGACUACGUCCUCUUCCGCUCCAUCCAGCGCAGCCGCGCAGACUACUGCCUGAGCGUGGACUGCGUGCAGUGCGGCCACCAUCCCCGCAGCCCCACGCUGGGCCUGCAGGGCCCCUUCGAGGAUAUACCCCGGCCCCGGGUGCGGGGGGAGCGCUCUUACUCCUGCUCCACCCCUGGUCCCAGUUACCAGGGGCUCCUGGAGCCAGGCGGGGCCAUCACCCACAGCUGCAAUCGUCUGGAAGGGCUGGCUCGCUGCGCUGGGCCCUGCUUCCCUGAGGUGCGACUCAAGGGCAAGACCUUGCUGCCAGGGCAUCAGGGCACCAGCUCCACCGGCUCCCUGUACCCGGACCGCGGGCACCGCGGCCGUCAGCGACGCAACAGUGAGACGUCCUGCCUGCUGGGCCCAGCCCGGGGCCUGAGUCAACGGCCACUCGUGCGGUCACACAGCGACCCCGGCAUUGCUGUUGCCGGUGAUCCUGUCGACUUGAGGGAUCUGCUUUAUACCAAAGCGCUGGAGGAUGAUGCAUCCAAUUCUUCUGCAGACACAGGACUGUGCUCUGAAGCUUGCCUGUUCCGGCUCUCGCACUGCAACUCGCCCCCGCUCCUCCGGGCCGCCUCUGCCAGGAAGAACAAGCUGGCAGUGCCCAAGAAGGUGACACAGCGGCUGUCGAAGGCAGCAACGCGCUCCCUGGGGGAUCUGAAGGUUUGUCGUGGUACCCGGGGGCUGGUGGCCAGGUUCCUGCAGAGAUCCAAGCGCAGCCUGGCGUCUGGUGUGGAGAUGGCUGGGCAUGGCUCCCAGGGCCACAAACAGGUGCCCCGGAGCCUGUGGCAGGCAGAAGAGCACACGCUGCCUGAAGGGAUUCACUUGCAGAGCUGUGGGGACCUGAGCUCCACCUCCUCGCUGCGUCGCCUCCUGUCUGCCCGCCGGCUGGAGCGCAGCCGUCCACACAGCCUCAACGGGGUCUACAAAGAGAGCAUCCUCUGAGGGGAGCUGCCACGUUGCCCUCGGCCUUGCCUGACCCCUCAUACACCAGCCCAGCUGGGAGUCUCCACCGGCAUCAGGCUCUCUCGGCCUGGGGUCCACAGCGAGAACUGGAAGCAGCCGGGGCAGGCCUUUCCCCCGGUGCUGGGGAGGGGCCAUGGGCUGGCUCAUUCCCAGCAGACCUUCCUCACUGCCAGGUGACAGUGGGAGAAAACACAAGCUGGGGACACAAAUGCAGCUCGUCAAGGACAGAGCACCAUGGCCUGGUUCAGCAGAUCUCCGUGUAGGACUCUGGGAAGGAGGAGGUGCUGUAGUCUGUGGAUUGCAUUGGGGACUGGGGAAUAUGGACCCAGCCUGCUUUGUGCUGAGAGGCAGCGCCUGCCCCUGUGCUCGCUCCGAGGGGCCACCGUGCUUUGGGGUGUUCCUGGGGCUAAGCCCUUGCUGUAUAUCGGACAGGGCUAUUGCGCAUUGUGUGGGGGGGUGUCUCCAUACAGGCCCUCCUUGUAGUAAUAACCCAAGAGCAGGGGCUGAGCCUGGUCCUGCCUCCUGCUCUGCAGUCUGCUGGUCCAGACGCUAACAUGGUUCCCAGGGCGAGGAAGCUGGGCUCAAUGUGCACGGUGAUGUCCUCCCACAAGCGGCCUGGGCCUCGUGUGGCCCCUGUCUUCAGGGAACGCUCGCUGGCUGGCCAGGGUGCCCCCCAGGGCUGUCUGUGCCAGGGAGGUUGAGCCUAACUCAGCCCUGCUCCCCUUAGAAGCUAUGCACCUCUUUCUGGAGUGGGGGAAGGAGGGGUCGGGCAGACCAAGCUGGGCUUCCCUACAACUGCCCUCCUCUUCGGGCAAGUCCACAGCCCCUGCGUGGAGGCUGCAGCCCCAUCCCCUAGAGAGUGACCUUCCCUUUUGUCCCCUGCUCCAGCUCGUCUCAUCUCCCCAUCCUGGGCUGGCCUAAGCUGUGGGCCUGGAUCUUACGGCGGAGCUCUGGCUUCAGAACUUGGCUAUGGCCAGGGCAUGACCAAGGCCCAGCUUCCAGCAGGGCUUCUGGGAGCUGGGGUCAAUCAGCCCCACCAGGUAUAGGGGCAGAACCAAAGCCCUCUGUGCAUCCCUGGGCUCUGGAAGCCUCUUCCUCCUCCCUCGCCAGCUGCUGCCUUUGCUUGUAUGCUGCAUGCCGCGAUGCAGCUCUC
Molecule: messenger RNA, 3244 nt
Organism: Mauremys reevesii (Reeves's turtle)
Lineage: Eukaryota; Metazoa; Chordata; Testudines; Geoemydidae
Gene: ENTREP3
Product: family with sequence similarity 189 member B
Exons: 12
Coding region: 1-2070 (689 amino acids)
Cellular component (GO): membrane
Source: RefSeq, a predicted model, not a curated record